Messenger RNA from Didymella exigua CBS 183.55, 1575 nucleotides. RefSeq names its product U4/U6 small nuclear ribonucleo protein Prp4. Gene Ontology annotation, cellular component: U4/U6 x U5 tri-snRNP complex. Gene Ontology annotation, biological process: mRNA splicing, via spliceosome. NCBI's taxonomy places the organism in Eukaryota, Fungi, Ascomycota, Dothideomycetes, Pleosporales, Didymellaceae. The transcript has 2 exons. Bases 1 to 1575 code for a protein of 524 amino acids. The record is from RefSeq and is a predicted model, not a curated record. Gene Ontology annotation, molecular function: U6 snRNA binding; U4 snRNA binding; protein binding.
AUGAGCAUGCACCCGGCGCGGCAGGCGUACGUCGACGAGGAGAAUGGCGCGACCGACCACAUGGACGGCAUCGACUAUGCCAGCGUGCCACUCGACCGCAACCAUGCCAUGCCCGGCGGCGGCGGCGGCGGCGGCGGCAGCGUCGGCGGCAGCAAUCCCAUGGCCUCGGACCUCCUCGCCGAGUUUGAGCGCAAGAAGCGCGCCGCCGGCCUGAUUGUGCCCACCGCCGACCGCGACGUCAAGCUGCGCCUGCGCGCCCUGAAGGAGCCCAUUACGCUCUUCGGCGAGGGGCCCGCCGACCGACGCGACCGACUGCGCGCGCUGCUGGCCGAUGCAGCCGAGGCCGGACGCGACGACGCCGAGGAUGUCGUCAUGCACGAGGCAGAGGCGCCGGGCGACGAGCAGGACGAGUUCUACACACAGGGGACGCAGUCGCUGCUGGACGCCCGCCGCGACAUGGCCGCGUACUCGCUCCCACGCGCGCAGCAGCGCGUCGCCUACCAGCGCCAGGAAGCCACGAUCCCGCUCAAGGCGCACGUCGAGCACCGCAACCGCAUCAAGGACAGGCUCAAGGGCUUCGAGCUGUACGGAUCGCAGACGGCCGACCGCCCGGUCAGCAUCGUGCGCGCGUCGCCAAACGGCCAGUACGUCGCGUACGGCACCUGGGGCGGCAAGGUGGCCCUGCUGGAGAUCCCGAGCCUGGAGCAGAAGAAGGCAUACCGGGGGGGACACACGGAGCGCACCACGGGCAUCGACUGGGUGCCCGGCGCGACACUGCCGGGCACCACCGUCUCACCGGGCAGCGUCAACUUGGCCUCGGGCGGAGCGGGCGGAAAGGUGCAGCUGUGGUCCCUGGACGACGACAAGCCGCUGCGCACCCUGCAAGGCCACAGCGAGCGGGUCUGUCGGCUGGCAUUCCACCCCUCCGGGCGGUACCUCGCGUCGGCAUCAGACGACGCCACAUGGCGCCUCUGGAACGUCGAGACGGGCCAAGAACUGCUCCUGCAAGAAGGCCACUCCAAGGAAGUGUACACGGUCAGCUUCAACCAGGACGGAUCGCUGGUUGCGAGUGCGGGUCUGGACAGCAUUGGUCGCGUGUGGGAUGUGCGCACAGGGCGCGUCAUAUACAUGCUGGAAAGCCACAUCAAGCCCAUCUACGCCUUGGACUGGGCUGUCGACGGCCACCGGCUCCUGUCCGGCUCAGGCGACGGCUUCAUGAAGUGCUGGGACGUGCGAGCCAUGCGCGAGACAAACUCAAUCGCUGCAAACACCGGAGGUGUCACCGAUCUGCGAUGGUAUCAAGGGACCGACGGGCCCGCGAGCGGCGUGCCGCUGCAGCACAACGAAGCGGGCGAGCUCGUCCCGAAAAAGGCCUCGACGUUUGUCGUGUCCUCGGGCUUCGACAAGAACGUGCAGGUCUUCUCCGCGGACGACUGGGCACACUGCAAGACGCUGCAAGGCCACUCCGGGCCCGUCUUCAGCGCCGACGUGACGAGCGACGCGGCGUGGAUCGUCAGCGGAGGAAAGGACCGAACCGUCAAGCUGUGGUCGAGGGAAGACAACGAGGGAAUCUGA